This is a messenger RNA of Symbiodinium sp. CCMP2456, 512 nucleotides long. The record is from the annotation of a GenBank genome assembly. NCBI's taxonomy places the organism in Eukaryota, Dinophyceae, Suessiales, Symbiodiniaceae.
AUGCGCAUGUCACCCCGAAGCAGCCCGGCAAACAAAGCAAACAUCAAAGAGCCAACCUCGCUCUCCUCGCUGCCGCUGGCCACCUCCACGAGAAGGCGAUUUCUUGACAUGCUCGAGAAGUUGGACUCGCUCUGGCCAUCUUCCUCAAAUGACUUGAGCACCGCCCCCGGAAAACAUCUCCCGAAGUGCGGCCUGCAACUUCAGAAGCUCGACGGCCAGGAGCUGUGUGGCUCUGUUGAAGUUCUGUGGUGGAGUCUUCCGGAAGCUCAAUAUCACUUGGACCAACUACCUCAGCUUCAUGUUGCGCCUGCUGGUGGAACUCCUCCGCCUUCUCGCGGGAAGAACGCCUCUUUGCUGCGCAGCUCUGAGCGCAGAAGCUCUUCAACGCGGUCUUCGCAGCUGAGAGGAGGAGCGGCGUUCUUCCUGCUGCAGGUACGAUGCGAGGAAGGAGUCCUUGAGCUGCUGCUGAACCUCCUCCAAGUCUUGCAGCCGCUCCUGAGACUCCGUCCGAG